This is a messenger RNA of Lycium barbarum (goji berry), 3169 nucleotides long. RefSeq names its product glutamate receptor 2.3-like. The record is from RefSeq and is a predicted model, not a curated record. Lineage: Eukaryota; Viridiplantae; Streptophyta; Magnoliopsida; Solanales; Solanaceae. The transcript has 6 exons. Gene Ontology annotation, molecular function: glutamate-gated receptor activity. The coding region runs from base 1 to 2949 and encodes 982 amino acids. Gene Ontology annotation, cellular component: plasma membrane.
AUGAGAAAGAAAACUAGCAAAGCCAUUAUUUUCUCAAUCUCCUUCUCUUUUUUCUUGCAAUGUUUAGGUAUAUUUUUCUCCAUGGAAAUGGCCAUGGCACAGAACAAAUCAUCAACAGUUCCCAUAAAUGUGGGAGUUGUGUUGGACAUGGAUGCAUGGUUUGGGAAAAUGGGCUUGACCUGUAUUUCGAUGGCUUUAUCUGAUUUUUAUAACUCUGAUCAUGGCUCUGAUUAUAAGACUAGGUUGGUUCUCUAUACCCGUGACUCGAAGAGAGACGUUGUUGGCGCUGCUGCUGCAGCACUUGAUCUAUUGAAGAAUGUUGAAGUGGAAGCCAUAAUAGGUCCAAUAUCAUCCAUGCAAGCUGAUUUCAUAAUCAAUUUAGGAGAGAAAUCUCAAGUUCCAAUCAUCUCAUUUUCAGCUACAAGUCCCUCACUCUCAUCAUUUCGCAAUUCAUAUUUCGUUCGUGCAACUCAAAACGAUUCAUCUCAAGUAAAUCCUAUAAGUUCAAUAAUCCAAUCAUUUGGAUGGAGACAAGUUGUGCCUAUUUACAUUGACAAUCAGUUUGGAGAAGGAAUUAUACCAUUUUUAGCAGAUGCAUUGGAAAAAAUAAAUGCGCGUAUACCUUAUCGAAGUGUGAUUUCUGAAUUCGCCACUGUUGAUCAGAUAAAAGCUGAAUUAUUGAAGUUGAUGAACAUGCAAACUAGAGUGUUUAUUGUACAUAUGCCAAAUUCACUUGGUUCAACACUUUUUACAGUGGCUAAGGAACUUGAUAUGAUGAGUGAAGGAUUUGUUUGGAUUAUUACUGAUGCUAUGGCAAACCAACUGAAUUCUAUGGAUUCUUUAGUUAUUGAAUCCAUGCAAGGUGUUAUUGGUGUGAAAACUUAUGUCCCAAGAAAUAAAAAGGUUGAGGAUUUUACUACUAGAUGGAAGUUAAAGUUUAGAAAAGAAAAUCCAACAAUUCUUAAUGCGGAAUUGGAUGUGUAUGGACUAUGGGCUUAUGAUUCAGCUACUGCAUUAGCCAUGGCUGUGGAGAAAUCAAAAAUUAGUGGUGCCUCCUUUCGAAAAUCAAACAUUUCAGGAAAUGCAACAGAUCUUGAAGCUUUUGGAGUUUCCAAAGAUGGUCCAAAGCUUCUUAAAGCUAUAUUAAACACUACUUUCAAAGGCCUUAGUGGAGACUUUCAAAUUGUUAAUGGACAAUUGCAAUCUCCAGCUUAUCAAAUCAUUAAUGUUAUUGGUAAUGGUGCUAAAGAAAUUGGUUUUUGGACAAGAGAAAAUGGAAUUGUUAAGAAACUAAAUUCAAGAAAUGGAAGAUAUUCCAUUUCUAAGGAGAACUUUGGAUCUAUAACAUGGCCUGGUGACACUACUUCUGUUCCUAAAGGUUGGGUGAUACCAACAAAUGGAAAGAAACUGAAAAUUGGAGUUCCAGUGAAGAAUGGUUUCACUGAAUUUGUGAAAGUUACAAGAGAUGUUGAUACUAACACAACAAAAGUUACUGGAUAUUGCAUCGAUGUUUUUGACGCGGUGAUGGAAGCAUUACCAUAUUAUGUUCCCUAUGAAUAUGUUCCCUUUGCUGCUCCUGAUGGAAAGAGUGCUGGAGAUUACGAUAAACUAGUUUAUCAAGUAUUUCUUGGGAACUUUGAUGUUGUUGUAGGGGAUACUACCAUUGUCUCGAAUAGGUCGCAAUUCGUUGACUUCACAUUACCAUAUACAGAAUCUGGAGUCACAAUGAUGGUGCCAAUCAAAGAUGAUAAUAGCGAUAAUGCAUGGGUAUUCUUGAAGCCAUUGACUUGGGAGCUCUGGUUAACAAGCUUUUGUUCUUUUGUUUUCAUUGGCUUUGUCAUUUGGCUACUCGAACAUCGAGUAAAUGAAGACUUCAGGGGACCUCCCUGGCACCAAGUUGGCAUGAUCUUUUGGUUCUCCUUCUCAACUAUGGUCUUUGCACAGAAGGAGAGGAUAGUAAGCAAUCUGGCAAGGUUUGUGUUGAUCAUCUGGUUCCUAGUAGUGCUCAUAUUGACUUCAAGCUAUACAGCAAGUCUUACGUCAAUGUUAACAGUUGAAAAACUCCAGCCAACUGUUACAGAUGUAAAAGAACUUCUGAAGAACAAGGAAACUGUAGGCUACCAACCAGGUUCUUUUGUUUUCGGACUUUUGAGAAAGAUGAACUUCGAUGAGCACAGGCUUAAGGCAUAUAAUACUCCAGAGGAAUGUGUUGAUUUACUCUCUAAAGGAAGUGCAAAUGGUGGUAUUGCUGCUGUUUUUGAUGAGAUUCCUUAUGUGAAGCUUUUCCUUGCAAAUUAUUGCUCGAAAUUUACCACGAUUGGACCUACAUAUAAGACUGACGGCUUUGGAUUUGCCUUCCCAAUAGGAUCUCCUCUGGUACCUGAUGUUUCAAGAGCAGUCUUGAAUGUGACAGAAGGUGAAAAGAUGGUACAAAUAGAGAGAGCAUGGUUUGGUGAAUCUACUUGUUCAGAUUCUAGUACUUCAUUCUCCUCCAAUAGUCUUGGCCUAGAUAGCUUCUGGGGACUCUUUGUCAUAGCUGUAGUUGCAGCAGUUUUGGCUCUCUUCAUAUUUCUAACAAAAUUCUUGCAUGAGCAUUGGCACAUCAUAAGACGAUCUAAUCUUUCUUUCCACGAAAGUAUCGCAAUCUUGGCUAGAAAGUUCGACAGAAAAGACUAUAGUUGCCAUACUUUCAAGAAGAGUGGAAUAAGGGAUGCACUGGGACAUUCAGCACAUGAUAUGGAUUGUGCACAGAGUUCACAUGGUAACUUAUCAAUGCUACCUUCACCACGAACAACUGGACCACCCAGUCCAAGCAAUUCUAGUCAUACAGAGCAGAGUUUUCAUUUUCCAGGGGAGGAAAGGGCUUCACCUUUGCAUGAAGAGAAUGUAGCGGCAAGGGCUCAAGAGAAUGUCACUGUGUUGGUUGUUGAUAUAAAUGCAGGCCAUUGAUGUUCACUUUUUUGUAACUUAAAGAUGGCGUCACCAUCUUUGAUUUGUAUAUUAGUUCCAUGGCAUUGUAUCAUCCCCUUCCCAAUAGGUAGCUCCAUCUCUGUAUAUACAUGUAUAUAUGUGAUUCUUUUUAAGAACCGUGGAUAAAAAUUUCCAGGUGAUGCAUUAAAUUUCCAUGAGUACUGUUACUGCUGGCAUAGUGGCAUUGUAAAUUGAUUUG